This is a messenger RNA of Closterium sp. NIES-65, 450 nucleotides long. Lineage: Eukaryota; Viridiplantae; Streptophyta; Zygnematophyceae; Desmidiales; Closteriaceae. The record is from the annotation of a GenBank genome assembly.
AUGUACAUCACUCUCUACUACCUCGUCACCCGGCUCCCUGACUCCCUUCGCUCGGUCAUGGACCACUCCCUCUCCCUUUGCCCCACCACGCUCACCGUUGACCUCCUCAAGGAGCGCCUCCUUGCAGCUGAGAAGAGUAUAGUUGCUGUAGGAGCCUCUCGUGGUGACCCUCGUGCCCCUUUCUUUGAGGGGUGCUCCCCUGUCCCCCUUUUGCCCUCUCUUGCCUCUACUGCUGCUGUCGACCUCGUUGGCACCGAGUCGUCAGGGGUUGCUAUCUUUGAUCUUGAUUAUGAUGCUAUCCUUGCUGCUAUGUAUGCCGUGUCUAUUAGUGCUGAGGGUGACUGUUACCUGUCUGUUCCGCCUGACCCGGGCAUUGAGGCUGCUGUGCUAGGUGCUAAUGAGUCUGCUGCUCUAGGUGCUAGUGAGUCUUCUGCUCCAGGUGCUGGUUAG